AUGACUCGCGCUCAGCAGACCAUUUCUCUCGCCCUCUUGGUUUCUUCUCUCUACCUUGCGCUCUUCCUCGAGCUCAUCCCCCUUCCUCCUCUGAUCCAGGAGCAGAUCGUCCCUGUGCUCCCCUUCUGGGCCCUCGUCUCCUUCGGCGCAUACCUCCUCUUCCGUCUCGGCUUCGGCAUCCUUACCUUCAACGACGUCCCCAACGCACACAAGGAGCUCACGGCGGAGAUUGAGCAGGCCAAGGUUGAGCUCCGACAGCUCGGCGUCACUGUCGACUAA
Fusarium musae is the source of this 279-nucleotide messenger RNA. RefSeq lists its product as uncharacterized. The transcript has 3 exons. NCBI's taxonomy places the organism in Eukaryota, Fungi, Ascomycota, Sordariomycetes, Hypocreales, Nectriaceae. Gene Ontology annotation, biological process: GPI anchor biosynthetic process. The record is from RefSeq and is a predicted model, not a curated record. Gene Ontology annotation, cellular component: dolichol-phosphate-mannose synthase complex; endoplasmic reticulum membrane. Bases 1 to 279 code for a protein of 92 amino acids.